This is a messenger RNA of Conger conger (European conger), 2138 nucleotides long. Its product is annotated as polyubiquitin-C. NCBI's taxonomy places the organism in Eukaryota, Metazoa, Chordata, Actinopteri, Anguilliformes, Congridae. The transcript is spliced from 2 exons. Gene Ontology annotation, molecular function: protein tag activity; ubiquitin protein ligase binding. Gene Ontology annotation, biological process: protein ubiquitination; modification-dependent protein catabolic process. Bases 158 to 1987 code for a protein of 609 amino acids. The record is from RefSeq and is a predicted model, not a curated record. Gene Ontology annotation, cellular component: cytoplasm; nucleus.
UACCGUCUCGUGACGUCGGUAUACGUCAACGACUGGUGUGUAUCUUAAAACUAAGAUAGCCAUCAGCUAUCAUUGUUCUCCACGCAACAUACUGAGAGUAAGCUAAAAAGAAUAACGUUACAGGAGAGUACGAAUUAAAUCCGAAAGUGGUUACAAGAUGCAGAUCUUUGUAAAGACCCUCACUGGCAAGACCAUAACCCUGGAGGUGGAGCCAAGUGACACCAUUGAGAAUGUCAAGGCCAAGAUCCAGGAUAAAGAAGGGAUUCCCCCAGACCAACAGCGGCUGAUUUUUGCCGGCAAGCAGCUGGAAGAUGGUCGAACCCUCUCCGACUACAACAUCCAGAAAGAGUCCACCCUGCACUUGGUCCUCCGUCUCAGGGGAGGGAUGCAGAUCUUUGUGAAGACCCUCACUGGCAAGACCAUAACCCUGGAGGUGGAGCCAAGUGACACCAUUGAGAACGUCAAGGCCAAGAUCCAGGACAAAGAAGGGAUUCCCCCAGACCAACAGAGGCUGAUUUUUGCCGGCAAGCAGCUGGAAGAUGGUCGCACCCUCUCCGACUACAACAUCCAGAAAGAGUCCACCCUGCACUUGGUCCUCCGUCUCAGGGGAGGGAUGCAGAUCUUUGUGAAGACCCUCACUGGCAAGACCAUAACCCUGGAGGUGGAGCCAAGUGACACCAUUGAGAACGUCAAGGCCAAGAUCCAGGACAAAGAAGGGAUUCCCCCAGACCAGCAGAGGCUGAUUUUUGCCGGCAAGCAGCUGGAAGAUGGUCGCACCCUCUCCGACUACAACAUCCAGAAAGAAUCCACCCUGCACUUGGUCCUCCGUCUCAGGGGAGGGAUGCAGAUCUUUGUGAAGACCCUCACUGGCAAGACCAUAACCCUGGAGGUGGAGCCAAGUGACACCAUUGAGAAUGUCAAGGCCAAGAUCCAGGACAAAGAAGGGAUUCCGCCAGACCAGCAGAGGCUGAUUUUUGCCGGCAAGCAGCUGGAAGAUGGUCGCACCCUCUCCGACUACAACAUCCAGAAAGAAUCCACCCUGCACUUGGUCCUCCGUCUCAGGGGAGGGAUGCAGAUCUUUGUGAAGACCCUCACUGGCAAGACCAUAACCCUGGAGGUGGAGCCAAGUGACACCAUUGAGAACGUCAAGGCCAAGAUCCAGGACAAAGAAGGGAUUCCCCCAGACCAACAGAGGCUGAUUUUUGCCGGCAAGCAGCUGGAAGAUGGUCGCACCCUCUCCGACUACAACAUCCAGAAAGAGUCCACCCUGCACUUGGUCCUCCGUCUCAGGGGAGGGAUGCAGAUCUUUGUGAAGACCCUCACUGGCAAGACCAUAACCCUGGAGGUGGAGCCAAGUGACACCAUUGAGAACGUCAAGGCCAAGAUCCAGGACAAAGAAGGGAUUCCCCCAGACCAACAGAGGCUGAUUUUUGCCGGCAAGCAGCUGGAAGAUGGUCGCACCCUCUCCGACUACAACAUCCAGAAAGAAUCCACCCUGCACUUGGUCCUCCGUCUCAGGGGAGGGAUGCAGAUCUUUGUGAAGACCCUCACUGGCAAGACCAUAACCCUGGAGGUGGAGCCAAGUGACACCAUUGAGAAUGUCAAGGCCAAGAUCCAGGACAAAGAAGGGAUUCCGCCAGACCAGCAGAGGCUGAUUUUUGCCGGCAAGCAGCUGGAAGAUGGUCGCACCCUCUCCGACUACAACAUCCAGAAAGAAUCCACCCUGCACUUGGUCCUCCGUCUCAGGGGAGGGAUGCAGAUCUUUGUGAAGACCCUCACUGGCAAGACCAUAACCCUGGAGGUGGAGCCAAGUGACACCAUUGAGAAUGUCAAGGCCAAGAUCCAGGACAAAGAAGGGAUUCCCCCAGACCAACAGAGGCUGAUUUUUGCCGGCAAGCAGCUGGAAGAUGGUCGAACCCUCUCCGACUACAACAUCCAGAAAGAAUCCACCCUGCACUUGGUCCUCCGUCUCCGGGGGGGAAAGUAACCCCAAAUUGUAGUCUUAAUGAGCAAUUGCUUAGGGUUUGGAAUACCCUUUUUGUUUUUCCCAGUUUGUGUGGUGAAAGCCAUUAAACUCAUGUUCUACUCAGUUUAAUUGAACACCCAAAAUGUAAAAAUAAAUUUAUUGGAAUGCAGAA